CGAGUCUUUGCUCGAUGCUCUGAAGUUUCUCUGAGAUGAACCAAUGAGUUGGAACCAUGGUGCAAAAGAAGAAGCUCUGUCCUCGGUUACUUGACUACCUGGUGAUCGUAGGGGCCAGGCACCCGAGCAGUGACAGUGUGGCCCAGACUCCUGAACUGCUCCGACGAUACCCACUGGAAGAUCACGCUGAGUUUCCCCUGCCCCCGGACGUGGUGUUCUUCUGCCAGCCCGAGGGCUGUCUGAGCAUGCGGCAGCGGCGCAUGAGCCUCCGGGAUGACACGUCCUUUGUCUUCACCCUCACUGACAAGGACACUGGAGUCACACGUUAUGGGAUCUGCGUCAACUUCUACCGCUCCUUCCAAAAGCGAAUGCCCAAGGACAAGGGGGAAGGUGGGGCAGGGUCCCGCGGGAAGGAAGGAACUCGUGCCCCCUGUGCCUCCGAGGAGGUGGGCACUGAAAGCUCAGAGAGUGGCUCGUCCCUGCAGCCUCCCAGUGCAGACUCCACCCCCGAAGUGAACCAGUCACCUCGGGGCAAGCGCCGGGCCAAGGGCGGGAGCCGUUCCCGCAACAGCACGCUGACAUCCCUGUGCGUGCUCAGCCACUACCCUUUCUUCUCCACCUUCCGGGAGUGUCUGUAUACCCUCAAACGCCUGGUGGACUGCUGUAGUGAGCGGCUGCUGGGCAAGAAGCCGGGCAUCCCUCGAGGUGUACAAAGGUACGGUUUGCCGCCGAUGCUCCGAAGAUUGGGAAUCUAUCUGGUGGAGGAGAAGUCCAGCGCCCUCCUGCAAGACCUCCGGGAGAUCGAGGCCUGGAUCUAUCGAUUGCUGCGUUCCCCAGUACCUGUCUCGGGGCAGAAGCGAGUAGACAUUGAGGUCCUGCCCCAGGAGCUCCAGCCAGCGCUGACCUUUGCUCUCCCAGACCCCUCUCGAUUUACUCUAGUGGAUUUCCCACUGCACCUUCCUUUGGAACUUCUGGGAGUGGAUGCCUGUCUUCAGGUGCUGACCUGCAUCCUCUUAGAGCAUAAGGUGGUGCUACAGUCCCGAGACUACAACGCACUGUCCAUGUCCGUGAUGGCGUUCGUGGCCAUGAUCUACCCCCUGGAGUAUAUGUUUCCUGUCAUUCCACUGCUCCCCACGUGCAUGGCGUCCGCAGAGCAGCUGCUGUUGGCUCCCACCCCAUACAUCAUUGGGGUCCCUGCCAGCUUCUUCCUCUACAAACUGGACUUCAAAAUGCCUGACGAUGUAUGGCUGGUGGAUCUGGAUAGCAAUAGGGUGAUUGCACCCACCAAUGCAGAAGUGCUGCCUAUCCUGCCAGAACCAGAAUCAUUAGAGCUGAGGAAACAUUUAAAGCAGGCCUUAGCCAGCAUGAGUCUCAACACCCAGCCCAUCCUCAACCUUGAAAAAUUUCACGAGGGCCAGGAGAUCCCACUGCUCUUGGGAAGGCCUUCUAGUGACCUGCAGUCUACACCUUCCACUGAAUUCAACCCCCUCAUCUAUGGCAACGACGUGGAUUCUGUGGAUGUUGCCACCAGAGUGGCCAUGGUCCGUUUCUUCAACUCCGCCAACGUGCUGCAGGGCUUUCAGAUGCACACACGUACCCUGCGUCUCUUCCCUCGGCCUGUGGUGGCGUUUCAAGCUGGCUCCUUUCUAGCCUCUCGUCCCCGGCAGACUCCUUUUGCUGAAAAAUUGGCCAGGACUCAGGCUGUGGAGUACUUUGGAGAGUGGAUCCUUAACCCCAGCAACUAUGCCUUCCAGCGGAUUCACAACAAUAUGUUUGACCCAGCCCUGAUUGGUGACAAGCCCAAGUGGUAUGCUCACCAGCUGCAGCCCAUCCACUACCGAGUCUACGACAGCAACUCCCAGCUGGCCGAGGCGCUGCGCAUGCCAUUGGAGCGGGACUCGGACUCUGAGCCUACCGAUGACAGUGGCAGUGACAGUAUGGACUAUGACGACUCGAGCUCGUCUUAUUCAUCCCUCGGUGACUUUGUCAGUGAAAUGAUGAAAUGUGACAUCAAUGGUGACACUCCCAAUGUGGACCCUCUGACACACGCGGCCCUGGGAGAUGCCAGCGAGGUGGAGAUCGACGAGCUGCAGAACCGGAGGGAAGAGGAGGGGCCUGGCCCGGACAGCGAGAACUCUCAGGAAAACCCCCCGCCACGCUCUAGCUCCAGCACCACGGCCAGCAGUAGCCCCAGCACCGUCGUCCACGGAGCCGCCUCUGAACCCGCUCACUCUGCAGAGAUGGAGGAUACAGCGGCGGGUGUCUCCAAGGCCCUCCCCACUGGGCCUCCCGGCGUCGGCAAAUCGAACGUGGACAGGCGUCAGACAGAAAUUGGAGAGGGGUCAGUGCACCGGCGAACCUAUGAGAACCCAUACUCCGAGCCCCAGUAUGGCCUUCCCCCCGAGGAAGACGAUGAUGAACAGGGGGAAAGCUACACUCCCCGAUUCAGCCAGCUUGUCAGUGGCAAUCGGGCUCAAAAGCUGCUGCGGCCCAACAGCUUGAAGUUGGCGAGCGACUCCGACGCAGAGUCCGACUCUCGAGCAAGCUCCCCCAACUCCACCAUCUCCAACAACAGUACCGAGGGCUUUGGGGGCAUCAUGUCCUUCGCUAGCAGCCUGUAUCGGAACCACAGCACGAGCUUCAGCCUUUCAAACCUCACGCUGCCCACCAAAGGUGUCCGAGAGAAGACCACGCCCUUCCCCAGUCUGAAAGUAUUUGGGCUAAAUACUCUAAUGGAGAUUGUUACUGAAGCCGGCCCCGGGAGUGGUGAAGGGAACAGGAGGGCCUUAGUGGAUCAGAAGUCAUCUGUCAUUAAGCACAGCCCAACGGUGAAAAGAGAACCUCCAUCGCCCCAAGGUCGAGCCAGCAAUUCUAGCGAGAACCAGCAGUUCCUGAAGGAGGUGGUGCACAGCGUGCUGGACGGCCAGGGCGUCGGCUGGCUCAACAUGAAGAAGGUGCGCCGGCUGCUGGAGAGCGAGCAGCUGCGAGUCUUCGUCCUGAGCAAGCUGAACCGCACGGUGCAGUCAGAGGAUGAAGCCCGGCAGGACGUCAUCCCGGACGUGGAGAUCAGCCGGAAGGUGUACAAGGGCAUGCUCGACCUCCUCAAGUGCACGGUGCUCAGCCUGGAGCAGUCCUAUGCCCACGCGGGCCUGGGCGGCAUGGCCAGCAUCUUUGGGCUUCUGGAGAUCGCCCAGACCCACUACUAUAGCAAAGAACCAGACAAACGGAAGAGAAGUCCAACCGAGAGUGUCAGUACCCCCGUCAGCAAGGAUCCUGGUCUGUCUGGGCGGGGGGACCCAAAGGCUAUGGCGCAGCUGAGAGUUCCCCAGCUGGGACCUCGGGCACCCAGUGCUGCAGGAAAGGGUCCUAAGGAACCGGACACCAGGAGCCUAAAGGAAGAGAAUUUCGUGGCAUCUAUUGAAUUAUGGAACAAGCACCAGGAAGUGAAAAAGCAAAAAGCUUUGGAAAAACCGAGGCCUGACGUCCUCAAACCUGUCUUUGACCUUGGGGAGACAGAGGAGAAGAAGUCCCAGAUCAGCGCGGACAGUGGCGUCAGCCUGACGUCUGGGUCCCAGAGGACUGACCACGACUCUGUCAGCGGCGUGAGUCCGGCUGUGAUGAUGCGCAGCUCGAGUCAGGAUUCUGAAGUUAGCACCGUGGUGAGUAAUAGCUCUGGAGAGACCCUGGGAGCGGACAGCGACCUGAGCAGCAAUGCAGGUGAUGGACCCGGUGGCGAGGGCAGCGCCCACUUGGCCGGCUCUCGGGGCACGUUGUCUGAUAGUGAAAUUGAGACCAACUCUGCCACGAGCGCCAUCUUUGGGAAGGCCCACAGCUUGAAGCCAAGUGCAAAGGAGAAGUUGGUGGGGAGCCCAGUUCGCUCCUCUUCCGAAGAUGCGGGCCAGCGAGUCUACCUCUAUGAGGGACUCCUCGGAAGGGACAAAGGAUCGAUGUGGGACCAGUUAGAGGAUGCCGCUAUGGAGACCUUCUCUAUAAGCAAAGAGCGUUCUACUUUAUGGGACCAAAUGCAGUUCUGGGAAGAUGCGUUCUUAGAUGCUGUGAUGUUGGAGAGGGAAGGGAUGGGUAUGGACCAGGGUCCCCAAGAAAUGAUCGACAGGUACCUGUCUCUGGGCGAACACGACCGGAAGCGACUGGAGGAUGAUGAAGAUCGCUUGCUGGCCACACUCUUGCACAACCUCAUCUCCUACAUGCUGCUGAUGAAGGUCAAUAAGAACGACAUCAGGAAGAAGGUGAGGCGCCUGAUGGGGAAGUCCCACAUUGGGCUUGUGUACAGCCAGCAGAUCAACGAGGUGCUCGAUCAGCUGGCGAACCUGAAUGGACGUGAUCUCUCCAUCCGCUCCAGCGGCAGCCGGCACAUGAAGAAGCAGACGUUCGUGGUGCAUGCAGGCACAGACACAAACGGAGAUAUCUUUUUCAUGGAGGUGUGUGACGACUGCGUGGUGCUGCGGAGCAGCAUCGGGACGGUGUACGAGCGCUGGUGGUACGAGAAGCUCAUCAACAUGACCUACUGCCCCAAGACCAAGGUGCUGUGCCUGUGGCGCAGAAACGGCUCGGAGACACAGCUCAACAAGUUCUACACCAAGAAGUGUCGGGAGCUGUACUACUGCGUGAAGGACAGCAUGGAGCGCGCGGCCGCCCGGCAGCAGAGCAUCAAGCCGGGACCCGAGCUCGGGGGCGAGUUCCCUGUGCAGGACAUGAAGACUGGUGAGGGGGGCUUGCUGCAGGUCACCCUGGAAGGGAUCAAUCUCAAGUUCAUGCACAACCAGGUUUUCAUAGAGCUGAAUCACAUUAAAAAGUGCAAUACAGUUCGAGGCGUCUUUGUCCUGGAGGAAUUUGUUCCUGAAAUUAAAGAAGUGGUGAGCCACAAGUACAAGACACCAAUGGCCCACGAGAUCUGCUACUCCGUGCUGUGUCUCUUCUCCUACGUGGCCGCGGUCCGCAGCAGCGAGGAGGACCUCCGAACGCCGCCGCGGCCUGUGUCUAGCUGACGGGGAGGGCGCCCGUCGCCGCUCACUGUUCCCAGUGCACAACGCUGCUACGACCGAGUGGACCGUGUGUGCGUCCUCGCCAGUCCCUCCACGUGGUCGAUGGUCCCCAGUUCUGUGUCUCUGAGUGUCUUUGAAUGUCUUGUCACAGGGCUGAGCUAGCCCCGUCCACUGCCUCCCUCUCCGCUCCCGGAGACCCGCCCACUGUCCCCACAGGACUCGAGAGUGUGCGUGCGUGUGUGUCGGGCCAAUGCGAGCCCAUUCGUGUGUAUCCUUGAGACAGCUCGUGUCCUGGUCCUGGGCCUUGUCCUGGGCAUUACAACCCUCCAGUGCAAGAGUCCAGCGCUCCAUCCUUGGUGGCCGGCAUAGCUGGUCACCAGGAGCGAUUCCACUUGGCCUGCGAGGAACUCAGGGCCUGCCCCCCCAGAGGAGAGCUGUGCAGGGCAGGGAAGUCGGGAGCCGCUGGGUGAUGGUGUGGGACCUCCCAGCUUCCUCGUGCAUUUCCUGAGCUGGCAGCUCCUGCCCAUGGGCCACAAGCCCGGCCACUGGCCAUGAGGCCACGCAGCUGUGGCAGGACGCACAGCCGGCAGCAGCCGCCUGUGGGCUGCCUUGCCUUUGGGCAGGGAGGACGGAGGAGCUGGGGCCAUGGAGUCCCAGGGACCACUGGCUGCUCUGUCGGAGGGCCAGGGAGGGUGGGGAGGGUCUGCACCUGCAGGCAGCACCUCCGGGCACGGGGUGCAGGGGGAGGGCGGCCGUGGGGGAGGGGGGCAAGAAGUGAUUGUAAAUAUUUCAGCUCCACUUUAUUUAUAGAAAAUGUACAGCUGUGUGAAUGUGAAAUAAAUGUCCUUUACUC
This is a messenger RNA of Tupaia belangeri chinensis (Chinese tree shrew), 5856 nucleotides long. It is a transcript of the gene MADD, whose product is annotated as MAP kinase activating death domain. Lineage: Eukaryota; Metazoa; Chordata; Mammalia; Scandentia; Tupaiidae. The record is from RefSeq and is a predicted model, not a curated record. Gene Ontology annotation, biological process: regulation of Rab protein signal transduction; regulation of apoptotic process. Gene Ontology annotation, cellular component: cytosol. Gene Ontology annotation, molecular function: guanyl-nucleotide exchange factor activity.